Molecule: messenger RNA, 930 nt
Organism: Filobasidium floriforme
Lineage: Eukaryota; Fungi; Basidiomycota; Tremellomycetes; Filobasidiales; Filobasidiaceae
Product: putative ubiquitin-conjugating enzyme E2
Exons: 10
Coding region: 300-881 (193 amino acids)
Biological process (GO): proteasome-mediated ubiquitin-dependent protein catabolic process; protein polyubiquitination
Molecular function (GO): ubiquitin conjugating enzyme activity
Source: RefSeq, a predicted model, not a curated record
AUCAACUCUGGCAGCUCAUACUCUGUCGCACCCGAUUUCGUGACUGGGUCUUGUUUGAACGCCCGUUUGAUGACCUUCAGUCCAGUCGCCUCGUCGCUCGAACGGUCAUAAUCAUCAUCCACCCCCACCUUCAACAUCCUCGACUCGGUUUAGCCCGCAACUAUCGGAACAACUUGAUAGACAUCCUCUGAUCAUCUUUGGCAGCUCUCUGUCCUCCUCGAAGUCUGUUCUUCUCCCCGUCAAUCCCGUCAUCCGACAGUCCUUUCUUUAUUUCCAUUCGCCACACUAUACCAGCAAUCAUGUCUUCCAUUCGUUCAGGCAACAACACCCCUUCGCUAAACAACGGCAGACAAGCAACAUCGACGGCGUCGUCUUCGAAUGGACACCUUAUCCUGAAGAGGCAGCUUAUGGAACUGCGCAAGAGGCCGGUCGACGGGUUCUCGGCAGGUCUGGUGGACGAUGACAACUUGCUGGAAUGGGAGAUCAUGAUCAUGGGACCGGCUGAUACGCUCUAUGAAGGAGGAUUUUUGAAAGCUCGAUUGACGUUCCCCGAAGAGUACCCCUUGCUGCCUCCCAAGAUGAGAUUUCUGACCGACAUGUGGCAUCCGAACAUUUUUGCCGAUGGGACUGUCUGCAUCUCGAUUCUGCACGCGCCUGGUGACGACGUCUAUGGAUACGAGGAUGCUGGGGAGCGGUGGUUGCCAGUGCAUUCAGUGGAGACGGUGCUCAUCUCGGUCAUCAGUCUGUUAUCGCAAGACGUGCCCGAUCUCAACUCGCCCGCCAAUGUCGAUGCUGCCAAGCAGGUGCGAGAGGACUUUGCUGGUUACAAGAAGAAGGUCCGACGAUUGGUUCGACGCUCGGCAGACGAAGCAUACGACUGAAGAGAGGACGCUCAGGUCCAGCCAGCCAGCCAGCCAGCCAGCCAGCCAG